AUGGGUCUGAUGCGGGAGCCGGAGCGGCCUCAGAGAGGGUGUGAACCGUGCAGUUUGCCAACGGCGAUCGGCCCACUGCGGACUGGCGGUUCGUCGACAGGGUCUGGAGCCGCUAUUGGAGCAUACGAGUGGCUAGAUUUGGCGGUGGGAAGUGAUACGGGAGGUUCAAUGCGUGGUCCGGCCGGAGCUCAAGGUAUCUUUGGUAAUCGUCCAUCCACGGGAGCGGUGUCGAUGGACCACGUUAUCCCGCUGACGCCAGUGCCGGAUACCGUGGGUGUCUUUGCCAGGAGUGGAAGUCUUUGGGCGGCCACGACGAAGGCAUGGUAUCAGAAUUUCCGGUCAGACUAUCCAUCCUACCCCCAGAACAUCUACCGGUCCCUUGCCGCUAGCGAAUGGAACUCGGGAGAGAUAACUCCACCGGCUGCGGCGCUUAUUGAUGGCUUCGUAUCCGCGCUAGAAGGAUUCCUCAGGGUGAACAGCACUGUUGCGAAUUAUACCCAACUCUGGCUCGAGACGCACGGCGAUGCGCCUGCAAAUCUGGCCGACAUGUUAUACUUGACCUACGGUGUAUUGAUCACUCGUGAUCAGUGGAAUCUUCAUGGCAAACCAUUCUUUGCCGAUUAUGCCGCAGUUCAUGAUGGCCGUCAACCGUUUAUCAAUCCCGGACCGCUUGCUCGAUGGACAUGGGGCUGGACCAACGCCGGCGACGAAGCUUACCAGACCGCCAUCCGGAAUAAGACCAUUUUCCAGAACUGGUAUGAGACGGAAGGAUUUGGUAGACCCGAUCCAGACUCUUGCUCGGAGGGAGUUUACGUGUAUCCGUGGUUUAUUAGCGAGCCGAGUUAUCGAAAUACCUACUUCAACGCAACAACCACCCCGCCACUGGGAUUUGGCGAUUCUUCCUUCUCAAUUAUGGCUGGAGUCCCGGAGGUGAUUGUUCCACUGGGCGAAGUCCCCUACAACAGCACCGUCAGCUUGAAGACCGAGUAUUUGCCCGUCAGUGUGGCUUUGAGAGCGGCCAGGGGAUGUGACUUGAUGCUCGCAAACUUGGUAGCAGAUUUGGAGGCGGCCGGUAUUCUUCGCCCUGUGUCCGCUGGGACAAGAUUAUACCCAUAG
Molecule: messenger RNA, 1116 nt
Organism: Rhinocladiella mackenziei CBS 650.93
Lineage: Eukaryota; Fungi; Ascomycota; Eurotiomycetes; Chaetothyriales; Herpotrichiellaceae
Exons: 2
Coding region: 1-1116 (371 amino acids)
Source: RefSeq, a predicted model, not a curated record